UCCUCUCCCAUCUCCCAGUUUCUGCAGCUGGGAUCUGUUGCGCGCCUGGUCUCCAAAAAAAGAGAGGAGAGGUGGCUAUAUUUGUCUCUCUCCAGAAAUCUCCCAAAACCCCAGAAAUCUGCAAGAAAAGGAGGGGUGGGGAACCUGGAAGUCGAGGCUUGGGGGGUGGUCUGGCUUAGCCCCCCACCCCCUUCUCCCCACAAGCUCUAAGGGCGGGGGAGAAAGAAAGAGAGAGAAAGCGAGAAAGACCUCUCCGAGUGUGUGCAGUCAAAGGAAGGCGGGUUUUUUAUUAUUAUUCUUUCUACCAGCUGGAUCUGAGAGCCAGGAGCGUUUCCCUUCCUUCCCACGCCCGGGAGGGCUCGGCCAGUAUCCCCAGCAUGGCAGAGGCAGCGGUGAUGGUUUGGACUGGGAACUGAGAACCGGGAGACGCGAAGACUCCGGCACAAUCUGGCAGGGACGGGCGCCGGAGACCACAUCACCAUGCCCGAGGGAGCCCGCAGGGGCAGCACCAAGAGAGGCGGCAAGGCAGCAGCACCUCGGCCCUCCUCCGUCUCCUCGCUGAGUGGUCUUGGCUCUGGCAUGGCGUCCGACCCCAUCUUGGGCAGCUGCACCUCGGUCAACACGGUGUGCUCGGACAGCGACCGCCCGGUCAGCCUCAGCUCCUCGGCGUCGUCCGCCUCGCUGCCGGACAGCCAGAGUGCCUUCGGCAGCAGCGGGGGGCUGGGAGGCUGCCCCCCGACUUACCCCCAGCACCAGAACGGCAGCGACAUCAGCCUGGACCUCACGCCGGUGGCCUUGCUGGACAGGCCGGGGGAAGCCCAGGCGGGCCCGGGUUGGUCGCCGAGUCCGGGCAGGGCCAGAGAGCGCCGGAUGAAGUUGUCUCACCUGGACCGGGUGGUGAUGGAGAUCGUGGAAACGGAGCAGUCCUACGUCCGGGACCUCAGGAGCAUCGUGGAGGACUACUUGGGCUGCAUCAUCGACUGUGGACAGCUGCCGCUCAAACCAGAACAAGUCAGUGCCUUGUUUUGCAACAUUGAAGACAUCUAUGAAUUCAACAGCGAACUUCUGGAAGACAUGGAGCGAAACACCAGCGCUGAGGCUGUCGCAGAGUGCUUUGUUCAAAGGAGUGAAGAGUUUGAUAUCUACACCUUGUACUGCAUGAACUACCCCAACUCGGUUUCGGUGCUUCGGGAAUGCAUGGAGAACGACUCCCUGGCCAAGUUCUUCCGCGAGAGGCAAGCCACGCUGUCGCAUUCGCUGCCCUUGGAGACGUAUCUCUUGAAGCCCGUCCAACGGAUCCUGAAAUACCAUUUGCUGCUGCAGGAACUGGCAAAGCAUUAUGACAAGAGCAGUCCCGGCUACGAUGCCGUGGAAGAGGCGAGCAUCACCAUGACGGCUGUGGCUUGGUACAUCAACGACAUGAAGCGCAAGCAGGAACACGCCACCCGGCUGCAGGAGAUCCAGAGGCAGCUGGUUGGCUGGACAGGCCCAGAGUUGGGGGCUUUUGGGGAGCUGGUCCUGGAGGGGCAGUUCCGGGUGCCGCGGGCGCGCAAGGAGAGGGUCUUUUUCCUCCUCAGCAAGGUGAUCCUGAUCGCCAAGCGGCGUGGAGAAGCCUUCGUCUACAAGAGCCACAUCUUUUGCUGCAACCUGGCCCUGCAGGAGAACACAAAGGACCCCAUGAGCUUCAAAAUCUCCGACCUCUCCAUCCCCAAACGGCAACACGUAGUACAGGUGAGGAACCAGGAAGAAAAACGUCUGUGGAUCCAUUAUCUGAAGCGGUUAAUCGUGGAGAAUCACCCAGCAUCCAUCCCUCAGAAGGCUAAGCAAGUCCUGUUAGAGAACAGCUUCCAGGGCUCGCCAGAGGUUUUCUCCAGCCCAGGCGCUCCCAAAAAGACCUUACCUUCGACGCGGGUUGAUGAGUCCAUGGCGUGCAGCCGAAACAGGCGGCAAUCGGACCCACCGGAGUUCAUGUAUAGCCCCGAACGAGCGCGGCGGAGCUGCCCCAUCUUGCAGCUGGAGAAGAGCGGUUCUUAUCGCCGCGGCCGCAGGCAGUCUGACGUGGCCAAGAUCAAGCACGCUGACAGCGACGGAGAGCUCUUCCCAGCCGCUGAGCCCCUCAGGCCGCCUGGCGCCCCCUGCCCGGUGACGUUCGGCAGGAUGGAGAUGGACGCUGAGGAGUCGGACCAGGACGAAGGGGAGGCGGAGUUCUCUCUGGCCGGAGAGCCGGUCCCCGGAAAUUUGUCCAUCACGGAGGAAAUCCUAGAACUGCUCAGCCAACGGGGCUUGGAUGGCGAGUCGGGAAAAGACGGGCCAAUUUUGGGAGAAGAGAGGGCGGAGGAUCCGCUUCUGAAAAGUGAAACGUUGGAGCAGCUGGAGGAGAAGGCAGAAGAGGAGGCGGUGGAAGAGCGCGGAUUGGAGCGGGAAGAGGCCACCCAGAGAGACCCGGUCCAGGAACAGCUGCCUCCGAUGCCUCGUCAUCGCUUCACCUGCGACUCCUCCGAGGAAGAGGAGCAACGGGAGGAGUCCGCCAAUCUGUCUCCUCUCCACGUUCUGGAGAACAUGGAGGAUGCCUGCAGGAAGCCAGGAGAGGGGGACGGUGCUGCCUGCGUGGGGCAGGCAGCGGUGGGUGCGAGAAGCCCGCCCCCUGAGGAUCCCGGCCAAUCGAAUCAGCCGGCGCCAUGCGCCCAAAUCUCAUUGCAGGCAGAGGGUGGAGCCAAGCGUGACUCCACCUUGACGAAGGACGACUGGCUGCUGAUUGAGAAAAUGAAGAGCUACUACGAAGGGACGGAGGCUGUGAACAAGGUACCGGGUUCGAGUAAGAUGGAGGGCGCCCCUCCGGUGCCUGCCGGCGUGGUGCGCGAGUCCGUCCUUCGCUUCAACAGCAUCCUGCGGCAGAACGAUGCCCGGGACGCGGAAGUGGGCGGGGGCAAGCUGGGGAAGCUCCGCCCACAAACGGGCGCCGGCGGCCACAGGAGUCCCGGCAGGAGCAGGAGCCAAUCGUGUAACGCGCAGCCGCCCUUCUGCCAAUGGGAUUCCGGCGAGGGGCGGAGCCACCUGCCCGCAAGCCCCGGACGUUCCAAAAGGGGGAGGAGCCGCUCCGACGGCGGCCAAUCGCCAGGCGGCUCUGAAGAUUCCGCCGGCGGCGAGGCCCAAUCGCCUCGGGCUUGCUGUGAGGAUUCCGAGAAGGGGCGGAGUCCAUCUGGGAGAACCCAUAACGUUUCUGGAAGUGGGUGUGGCUUGGAGGAGGAGGAGGAGCCUACAGGACCCGAGUUCAAAUCCUGUGCAGAGAUCCGGAGGGCUUGGCAGGAGAAGGAGCGGAGCGCUCUGGACGUUUUGAAGAAAGGCGGCAAGGAGGCAGGCAGGGGGUUGCCCUCCGCCCUGGAGACGCCGGUUUACGCCGAACCCUUGUGCAUUGUGGAGGAUUCGGACUUGGAGGAACCGCACUCGGGACCGAGUGGAGACCCGGAGGAGCAAGCCCACGGUCCGAGGACGGAGAGGCAGGCGGCUUUCGCGGGCGAUGGAUCUCGGGGAUACCUGCCCGCCCUGGACCUCUACGAGAGCAACGGGGACCCGUGUCUUCUGGAGAACUCGGAGCGCAUCAUCAGCAAGGUGCAGGCCUUGGCCAAAAUGUACAGCGAGAAAAUCAGCCGCCUGAAAGCCCAGGGCCGGGGGCUGGAGAGGCCCCGGGCCCCCUACCACCGGAGGAGCCUCGGCAGGAGCCUGGCCGGGGUGCAGGAGGGGAAGCAAGGAGCCGCCAUCCCCCACUGCGAGCCCCGAAUCUACGGCCACGUCCUCAUCCACGAGCCCCUGCACCACGUGAUCCGAGUCCAGGAGAACACAUUUAUCACUGCCGCCACCCGGGGGACGGCCCUGGAGCUGCGUGCUGAGAAGCCCUGCCCGCUCCUUUCCCCAGAACUCCUGGGUCCACUACGGCAGGGACUUCUGUGCCCCGCACCCCAACCUCCGUGCGUUGGGUCUGAUGCCUCGGCACUCCCAGAAGGCAAGCAAAGCGGAGGUGAACCAGGAAGCCCCAGACACUCCCCAUCGCCCGGCCCUGCUGUGGAUCCCCUUGCCAAAGAGGCACGCAAAUUGAGGGAGCCUCCUCUGCACCCCAGAUUCGUAACCGAGAGAACCACGCUUGGAGCCACGAACGCAGAGGAAACCACAUCUGCGUCAGAGCCGGCUGGGGAGAUGGAAGAGGCAACGCGGUCAUCUUCUGGGCCUGGGGUGCAGCCGGCGGGUGCCGUUGGAAAAGGGGUGCCCAGCCGUUCCCACGACUCCCAGAGACUCAUUGACCUGGAAACCAGAAACUCUUCUGUCUUCCCAGGCUCUGUAGAGGAACCGAAGCCCAGUUUGCCCAGUUCUCCAGCUGCUCCCCCAGCAGGGCAGGCCUCCCCCCAGAACCAGGAAGGACCCCCCUCCUAUACAAACUCUGGGCUGCAGCUGUCGGCAGACGGCAGUUCAACAGGAAAAGGCUCGGCACCUUUCCAGGAGAACAAUAAAGUACGUACAGAGCUGGCAGCAUCGAGCAACGAAUCCUUCAAAACGCUGCCCGGCGUCCAUUGGACUGUGGCCCUGGAUUCUACCCCAAAGGCCACGGUGCUCCUCCCGCUGGCUUCCUCAGAGGUCCCGCUGCCGAUGCCCCGCAGCACGGAGAAUUGCCCCGUCCAAGAAUCCCCUUCCCUGACCCGGCCCGAUUUCCAGGCGGCAACAGAGCUUCCGGUCUCCGUGCAACAGCAGCGCGUGCCGGCCCCGCUCUCGAAGCUCCUCCCCGCCUCUCCGGUCCGCAGGUGCCUCUCCUCUAGUGCGGCAGCCAUUUCCAGGUACAUUGCGGCCUCCUGCAUCAGCCAGAGCCUGGCGCGGAAAAACGGCGGCCCUCCUUAUGAGGAGAUGCAGGUGCCGUUCCUGCCUCCCGCCUCUGGACCGACACUCCCGAGACCCCUGGCAAACCCUUUGGCUCUGCUCCCCAAGGGGGCACCCAAGGCCCACGCCAACCUGGGGAAGCCAGAGGCCUUAUUUCCGAGAGACGCGUCUCCGGCCCGCUGUUUCGGGCCCCUCUCUCCUCCCCGCCGACGAGCCUUGUCCGCAGCAGCCCAGGCCUUCGAGAACGGCGCCCCCUUCUCCUCCGCUUCCGAGCCAAACUCCAGGGUGCAGUCGCCCUGCCCCGUAAAGCCCAGAGUCUGCUCCCCGCCUCCAAGCGGGCCCCGGGCCUGCGGCUUUGCCCCCUUGUGUGCCCACCCUCCCGGGCAGCCGCCCGCCCACAUCGCCUCCCCGGUGCCAUUGGUGCCAGACUGUGCCACGGGGCCGGCCGCGCUGCCUCCUUUGAGGCCGCGGGGAAACAGCCUCCCCAGUGGCGGGCUGGCCGAGAGCCCGGCCGUAAACGGGGACCAGGCGCCACUAAGGUGUGCCAUGGGGGCUCCCCACCACUCGCCCGCUCCGCCGCUCAGAGGCUCCCCCGGAUCCCACGAAAUUGGCAGCAUCAAGUGGCCCAAUGUGCCGGGCCUGUGUCUGAAGUACGUGGGCAGGGAGUCCCGGCCGAGCUCCCAGAGGAGGCCGCUUGAGGGGGAGGGCUGCCCCGAAUCGGACUCCCUUGUAAGCACAGACCCGGCGCAGCUCUCUGAGAAGAGCCAGCAGAGGGCCAGUUACUCGACGACGGUGAAUAUCCAGAUUGGUGGCAGCGGUAGGAUCGCCUCUUUCAGCAACGCCCAGGUCAGCCUGACCCACCCGCUGCUGCCCACCCCGGACCAGCCGAGCGUCAGGAAGGUCAAUGGCAGUGCCUUAGAGGGGGUGCCCAAGACGUGAACUUUCCGGGUCCUGCCCGGGGCUAGGACCAAGCCCUACCUCUGCGCCAGGGAGGGGGUGAGAAGGGGCGGAUGGCGGGAGAGUUUAAGGGAGACGAAUUGUGGGUGUGCAGUCCGAAAGAUCGGCAAAGCAGCUCCCUCCCCCCCAAAAUGCCACAGGGAAAGGUGAUUUCUCCUCCUUCACCUCUUUGAACCUCACUCUGUUGGGAAUGAAUAAUUCGCCUGGGUUGGAGUCAAUUUCAGUUCAUUGGUAGCAGCAGGAAUGGUGAGUUGGGUGCCGAAACACUUGGGGUCACUGUUUCAGGUGUAUGUAUUUGAGGGGGGGCAUUUUCUCAUGUUUCUCGCCCCCACUACCCUGCCUUUCCCCCACCAGAUUGAGGACAGGUUCUGGUAGGUUUUUGUUUUAGAAGAGGUCCGGAGCUCCCCAUAAAGACGUAUUAUGUGUUAAACCACUGUACAGCUGCAUUUGCCUUGUACAUUUAAAGCGCUAUGCUUCCCCCUUUAAACUGUCAUGGCUUCCCCCUCCCGCACAGAAUUCUGGGAGCCCUAGUCUGCAAUGGGUGCCCAGCGUUGACAGGAGACCCUCGUAUUUCCCUCCCGGGGCCACGAUUCUCCCUGGGAACUGUAAUCUGCCGUUCUGUUGUCCUGAGACAACAAUCUUCCUCUGCAACCUUGC
Podarcis raffonei (Aeolian wall lizard) is the source of this 6477-nucleotide messenger RNA. RefSeq names its product pleckstrin homology and RhoGEF domain containing G2 (gene PLEKHG2). The coding region runs from base 481 to 5802 and encodes 1773 amino acids. The transcript has 18 exons. Lineage: Eukaryota; Metazoa; Chordata; Lepidosauria; Squamata; Lacertidae. The record is from RefSeq and is a predicted model, not a curated record. Gene Ontology annotation, molecular function: guanyl-nucleotide exchange factor activity.